AUGGGCUUCUGUGUGGAUUUUAUACACAAUGAGAGAGUGGGGAAGAAUCCAAACUUAUGGAUAAUCUGGAGAAAUUCAUUCUCUAAGCCAGUGGUCUAUAGCUCUUCUGAUCAGCAAAUCACGAUAUUCAUGGAGGUGAGGAGCAAAAAAUUCUUCCUUUUGGCUGUGCAUGCUAGCAGCCUACGUGCUCGAAGGAGGGAUCUUUGGGUGCAUUUGUCGAGUCAGCCUAUUUCAUCACUGCCUUGGCUUGUGGUAGGGGACUUUAAUGCAACCCUACUGGCGUCUGAGAAAAGAGGACCGGGUGCUUUUCAUACAGGGGUUGCAAUGGAUUUUGCGGCUUUUUUGGACUCUACUUCUCUCCUUCCUUUACCGUCUAAAGGAAAUAGAUUCACAGGGAGCAACAAUAGAAAACAAGGGAAUGCAUCUGUUGUCCUGGAUAGAAGUUUAUGUAACCAUGCCUGGCUGGACCAUUACCAUGAUGCUUAUCAGCGGCUAGAGCAUAAGGACUUUGCCGCUGUGGUGCGCCAGUCCUGGGGUGGAUAUGUGUCAGGCUCCCCUUUUUAUGUAGUCACUCAGAAGCUAAAAGGAUUGAAAGUGGCCCUUAUAGGAUGGUCUAGAGCUGCCUUUCCCAAUGUAAAUAUUGAGGUCGAUCGAGCUAGAGCAGCACUGGAGGAUGCCCAGGAGAUUAUGGAGACGGUGGGAACCACAGAAAUUCAGGCUCUUACUUGUGGGGAUCGUAACACAAGAUUCUUCCACCUGGCUACUAAGAUCAGGCAUUCUAAGAACCUCGUUCGGGUGUUAAAGAAGGCUGAUGGGACUGUUCUCAAUGAUGGACCCCAAAUCAACACCUAUGUAACAGAGUACUAUGAAGCUUUUCAUAAGAGAGUGACUACUGAAGCAUGGCUGGAUAUCCUAUCUUGCAUUCCGUCAAUAAUUUCUGCGAAUGACAAUAUUUUUCUUACGGCUGUACCAAGCAGGGAGGAGAUAAAAGCCACAACCUUUGACUUGGAUCCAGAUAGUGCGCCUGGUCUGGAUGGGUUUCCAGGGGCAUUUUACAGAUCCUGUUGGGAGAUUAUUGAGAGUGAUGUAUGUCGGGCUGUCUCACGAUUUUUUGUUGAUGGCAUCAUUACCAAGGGGAUUAAUAAUAAUUUCAUCAUGCUAAUCCCAAAAGUUGAAGAAGCACUUACCCUGGAUAAGUUUCGGCCUAUCUGUGUUGGCAAUUUUCUAUAUAAGCUGAUUCCCAAAAUCCUUGCGACCCGCUUGUCUGGCUUUCUUCCGAGGUUGAUUUCAGAGGAACAAGGUGCUUUCCAAAAGGGGAAAGUCAUUUUUUCCAACAUUUGUGUGGCUUCUGAGCUGACAAAUAUUCUACAUAUGAAAUCUUAUGGUGGAGGGAUGGGCCUUAAGCUGGAUAUUCAAAAAGCUUAUGACUCUAUGGAAUGGGACUUUAUGUUCAAUGUGAUGAGAAAGUUCGGAUUCAAUAACAAAUGGGUCAACAUGAUUUAUCAGCUACUUUCUUCGGCUUGGCUCUCAAUACUCCUUAAUGGAGGACCAAUUGGUUUCUUUGGUGUAGAAAGAGGACUACGACAAGGUGACCCCCUGGCGCCCCUUCUUUUUAUUAUUGUAGAAGUCCUGUGUAGGGGUUUUGCAGAGUUACAGUCCAGCCACAAGAUCACCCCCUAUCAGGACCUAGAGGCACAGGCCAAUGAAAUCAUUGAAGUAUUGUGGAAAAAGCCGAGCUUUGAUUGGGUGAAGCUGAAUAUUGAUGGAUGCUCAUUGGGGAACCCGGGUCAUUCCAGUGCUGCAGGAAUUUUUAGAAAUUCCCAAGGUCAGCCUGAGGGAAGCUAUGCCGAAUACCUGGGAAUUGCUACAAACCACACUGCAGAGUUUACGGCUUUCUUUAUUGGUGUGCAGAUGGCAUGUGACAUGCAUGUUAGACGACUGUGGAUUGAAUGUGAUGCAGAGAUAGUCGUGGCUGCUAUAAAAAAUGGGAACAUCCCCUGGAAAUUCAAACAGGCUUGGCUAGGCAUGGCAAAUUAUCUCCAAGGCAUCAGGUGGGAAAUCACUCAUAACUACAGGGAGGCAAACACAGUGGCUGACCUUAUUGCAAAGAAAUGUGCCUCUACUCACACUUCUCAACGAUGGGGUAUAGCACCACCCUACGUUCACUACGAGAUUGAGUGGGACUUGCAAGAGAGGAGUCGAUUUCGGUUUCGAUGA
Telopea speciosissima is the source of this 2217-nucleotide messenger RNA. RefSeq lists its product as uncharacterized. The record is from RefSeq and is a predicted model, not a curated record. NCBI's taxonomy places the organism in Eukaryota, Viridiplantae, Streptophyta, Magnoliopsida, Proteales, Proteaceae. Gene Ontology annotation, molecular function: nucleic acid binding; RNA-DNA hybrid ribonuclease activity. Bases 1 to 2217 code for a protein of 738 amino acids. The transcript is spliced from 4 exons.